Messenger RNA from Rasamsonia emersonii CBS 393.64, 1200 nucleotides. Its product is annotated as Inorganic diphosphatase. Gene Ontology annotation, biological process: phosphate-containing compound metabolic process. NCBI's taxonomy places the organism in Eukaryota, Fungi, Ascomycota, Eurotiomycetes, Eurotiales, Trichocomaceae. Gene Ontology annotation, cellular component: cytoplasm; nucleus. The coding region runs from base 1 to 1200 and encodes 399 amino acids. The record is from RefSeq and is a predicted model, not a curated record. The transcript has 5 exons. Gene Ontology annotation, molecular function: inorganic diphosphate phosphatase activity; magnesium ion binding.
AUGUCCCCUGCUGCCACGUCCGCUGCGUGUCUGCGUCUGACCCAAUUGGCGUCUGCUGGAGCUCCCUUAACCCGCUGCCUAGGAACCGCCCGCUGUUGUUUGCCCACCCUGGCGCCCCCCACCGCUCGAUCCCUCUCCUCUCGCCCGCCCCUCUCCCCCUCCCCCUCCCCCUCCUCGCCCUCUUCGUCUUCUUCAGCUCCUUCGUCUGCUCUGUCUUCUGCGCCUGGCAUUGCACGUAGCGUGUCUGCUUCGACGACGGAACGUGCUGCCCUCCUCUCCAGACACUUCUCGUCCACUGCUCCCACACCGUCAUCGCACACAAAUCCUUCCACCAUGUCGUACUCCGUCCGCAAGGUUGGCCAGCCCAACACGCUGGACUUCCGUGCCUUUAUUGAGAAGGAUGGCGUCCCGAUCUCUCCGUUCCACGAUAUCCCUCUCUACGCCAACGAGCAGAAGACCAUCCUGAACAUGAUUGUCGAGAUCCCCCGCUGGACAAACGCCAAGGUGGAGAUCUCCAAGGAGGAAUUCCUCAACCCCAUCAAGCAGGAUGUCAAGAAGGGCAAACUCCGUUAUGUGCGCAAUUGCUUCCCCCACAAGGGUUACCUCUGGAACUACGGUGCCUUCCCUCGGACCUGGGAAGACCCCAAUGUCGUCCACCCCGAGACCAAGGCCAAGGGUGACAACGACCCCUUGGAUGUUUGCGAGAUUGGUGAGCUGGUUGGCUACACUGGUCAGAUUAAGCAGGUCAAGGUUCUGGGUGUGAUGGCUUUGCUGGAUGAGGAGGAAACCGACUGGAAGGUCAUUGUCAUUGAUGUCAACGACCCGUUGGCGCCCAAGCUCAACGACAUCGAGGAUGUUGAGCGCCACCUGCCCGGUCUCCUCCGUGCCACCAACGAAUGGUUCCGUAUCUACAAGAUUCCUGAUGGCAAGCCCGAGAACCAGUUCGCUUUCUCUGGCGAGUGCAAGAACAAGAAGUACGCCAUGGAGGUGAUCCGGGAGUGCAACGAUGCUUGGGAGAGACUCAUGACUGGCAAGACUCCUCGUGGUGACAUCAGCCUUGCCAACGUCACCAACGAGAACUCCCCCGACCGCGUCGACCAGGCCCAGCUCGCCAAGAUUCCCCCGGGUGAGAACCUCCCACCGGCUCCGAUUGACGGCAGUGUCGACAAGUGGUUCUUCAUUUCCGGCGCUGCUGUUUAA